Molecule: messenger RNA, 2761 nt
Organism: Echinops telfairi (small Madagascar hedgehog)
Lineage: Eukaryota; Metazoa; Chordata; Mammalia; Afrosoricida; Tenrecidae
Gene: CCN3
Product: cellular communication network factor 3
Exons: 5
Coding region: 261-1337 (358 amino acids)
Biological process (GO): cell adhesion; signal transduction
Cellular component (GO): extracellular region; extracellular matrix
Molecular function (GO): integrin binding; heparin binding
Source: RefSeq, a predicted model, not a curated record
CCCGGCGCCGCGCCCUUAGGAGAGCGGCACCCACGGCCAAUUACCAUGGCAACCCCAGGGCUUGUUCCACUUCCCCACCCAGCCAUCCCCCUCCUCCCGGCGCCGCAGCCAACCCGCUGGUGUGAGUCCCAAGAGCGCGCUAUAAAAACUGGCGCGGUGGCGCGGGCCGAGCGGCCACUCGCAACCCGGGGAGCGACAGGCAGCGACAGCCGGGCGCCCAACGUCUCCCUUCGGUCCGAGCGCCCGCAGAACGCCCGAGCAUGCCGAGCGCGCCGCGCCUGAGCCUCUGCCUGCCCAAGCAGCGCCUUCGCCUGGCCUUUCUGCUGCUGCACAGCCUGGGCCAGGUCGCCUGGGCUCAGCACUGCCCAUCGCCGUGCCCCGAGCGGUGCGCCACCACCGCGCCGCCGGCCUGCGCGCCCGGCGUGCCCGCCGUGCUGGACGGCUGCGCCUGCUGCCUGGUGUGCGCCGGCCAGCGCGGCGAGAGCUGCUCUGAGCUGCGGCCCUGCGAGGAGAGCAGCGGCCUAUACUGCGACCGCAGCGCUGACCCCAGCGCACAGACUGGCAUCUGCAUGGUGCUGGAGGGCGACAACUGUGUGUUCGACGGGGUCAUUUACCGCAGUGGAGAAACCUUCCAGCCGAGUUGCAAGUACCAGUGCACCUGCAGAGAUGGGCAGAUCGGCUGUGUGCCACGCUGCAACCACGACCUGCUCUUGCCCCGGCCUGACUGCCCUGCUCCAAGAAAAGUUGAGGUGCCCGGGGAAUGCUGUGAAAAGUGGAUCUGUGACCCCGACGAGGAUGAGGGAUUGGGAGGCCUCGCCCUACCAGCUUACAGACCAGAGGCCACCCUAGGGGUUGAAGUCUCCGACUCAAGUAUCAACUGCAUUGAACAGACCACAGAGUGGAGCGCUUGUUCCAGGAGCUGCGGCAUGGGCGUUUCCACUCGGGUCACCAACAGGAAUCGGCAGUGUGAGAUGGUGAAGCAGACACAGCUCUGCCUGGUGCGUCCCUGCCAACAAGAACCUGAGAAACCAACAGAUAAGAGAGGAAAAAAGUGCCUGCGCACCAAGAAGUCACUCAAAGCCAUCCACCUGCAGUUCAAGAACUGCACCAGCGUGCACACCUACAAGCCCAGGUUCUGUGGCGUCUGCAGCGAUGGCCGGUGCUGCACCCCGCACAACACCAAAACCAUCCAGGUGGAGUUCCGGUGCUUCCCAGGACAAAUGGUCAAGAAGCCGGUGAUGGUCAUCGGGACCUGUGCCUGUCACACCAACUGUCCUCAGAACAAUGGGGCCAUCCUCCAAGAGCUGGAACCCAAUGACAGCAGAGGGGAGAUGUAGACACUGUCCCUGCGAAGCUCACCUGCAGAGGCCAGGUGUAGCUCCUGCAUGACCCACCACCAGGUGACCAGAAGAACCCACCUGUGCAUCAUGCGUCCAGCAGUGAUGUGAGAACCCUUAUACCUGCCCUUUUUCUCCCCCUUAUCAAACAAUAUCAUAAACUGUAAACUUUGAAUGAAAGUAAGCUCACAAUAUGGCUUCAGGAUGACUUCCCUUUCGGUGGUGUGUUUUUUUCCAAUGCGAAUGCCUAUGCUUUUGAGAAAUCAGUUAUCUGUUUUACUUUGUAGCAUAUAUCUCUUACACUCAUGUUAUAUUGUGUAGACAAUCGCCACUCCCAGGAAGCGUCACGCUAAGAAACCGCACAAUAAUGCUCGCAAGCAUAUUGAACGUGCCGUCCCGCAAAUGUCUCUCCAGGCAUAUAUUAAGGUCUGAGUUGAGGAUGCUUGGUGGAGAUUUCCUUCUGGGUACUCAAUGCUGAACAUUCCAGAUUAAGAUCCGAGGUAACAGAGAGCUCUUUGACUUGAGAUUUAAGUUAGUCUGUGGAUCCAUUUUUGGUUCACUAGAUGAUGCCGUAUGUGCAGUGAUGGCAAGUUUGUUCAUUAAAUAAUGACUGUCAAAAAUGGCCAGAUUGACUCCUCUCCAUAGAAAGAAGCCAGUCAGAGAACUCUGCUUUGAACCAAGCGGGCUGGGACCUUCCUUGCAUUUCUUUGUCCUGGAAGCGGCGGCUUUUUAAUGCAGCAGCAGAGGAGGGCAUCCGUAGGAACCCUCUCAUCUUAGGGUUGAGUAAACUGAGUUCUGAAGCACUUCAGUUAUUCAGUCUUAAGCCCUGAUACUUUUCAAUGUUCUUUGGAUGGAAUUUUGAGUACGAGCAAAUUCAGUUAUUUGGUGUGCAGCCACCACCAAGUCCGUGUGUUUAGAAGCAUCUUAUUGUUGUUGGGUGCCAUCCAGUAGGUUCCAACUCAUGUGCAACAGAAAAUACUUGUUACAACCCCGUGGACCACAAAGCAAAGCACUGCCUGCCCCUGUGCCACGCUCAUCAUCAUGGUCAUGUUGCAGCCCCUGGCUGCAGCCGAUCCAUCUUGCCGAAGGGCCUCCUCUUUCCUACUGCCCCUCUAAUUUACCAUGCCUGAUGUCCUUGCCCAGAAACUGCCCUCUCCCGGUGGCAUGUCUAAAAUAUCGUAGACAUGCCCAAAACUUACCCUCGGGCCAGAAUGAUGAAAACUCGCAAACAUGAUCUAUGUGUACAGAAACAUGUAUCUCACUUGUCAGGAUGCACGAUAGGCUACCAAAUGACACCUGUACAUUUCUCUAAUGUCAUCAUUAAAAUAUUUAUGUAACUUAAACUGUACAUUUUGUAAAAUAUUCUUUUUAACUUCUGUACUUGCCCGACAGCCCAAAAUAAACCUGGUCUUAUCGGCGUGUGA